ACGACAAGGCGUAAGUGCCCCUCCCCCACGUUAAUCUCGAUCUUCAAAUGCUCUAGAAAACGUGUGCAGUGAUUCAGAAGCGAACCAGGAACCAGGUUUACACAUAUAUCAUCAAUUCAUAGAUAUCAUCAUCAUCAACAACAACAAAAACCCAAAUUACAUGUUACAAUCCGACCCAUUUUUGUGAAUUAGUAAAGGGGUUUGGAUGUACUUUGAUUGAUUGAUUAGAUGGGUGCUGCCGGCUCUAAACUCGAGAAAGCUCUCGGCGACCAGUUUCCAGAAGGCGAGAGGUAUUUUGGGCUCGAGAAUUUCGGCAAUACCUGCUACUGCAACAGCGUUUUGCAGGCUCUUUAUUUCUGUGUGCCAUUUCGUGAGCAGCUGCUUGAAUACUAUGCAAAUAACAAGAAUCCUGCAGAUGCAGAAGAAAAUCUCUUGACCUGCUUGGCAGAUUUAUUCACACAGAUAAGUUCACAGAAGAAGAAAACGGGAGUCAUUGCUCCAAAGCGCUUUGUGCAGCGGCUUAAGAAACAGAAUGAACUUUUUCGGAGCUACAUGCACCAGGAUGCCCAUGAAUUUCUGAACUUUUUGUUGAAUGAGCUCGUCGACAUAUUGGAGAAAGAAGCACUAGCUACGAAAAGCGCUCAAGAAAUACCUCGAACUGACAGAGUUACUAAUGGAUCGCUAACUGCACUAAAAAAUGAUCCUCAAAAAGAGCCUUUAGUCACAUGGGUACACAAAAGUUUCCAGGGUAUACUGACAAAUGAAACGAGGUGCCUGCGAUGUGAGACUGUCACAGCUAGAGAUGAAACCUUUCUGGAUCUGAGUCUCGACAUUGAACAGAACAGUUCAAUCACUAGCUGUUUGAAAAACUUCAGCUCUACAGAAACUUUGAAUGCUGAAGAUAAGUUUUUCUGCGACAAAUGCUGCAGUUUGCAGGAAGCACAGAAGAGAAUGAAGAUAAAGAAACCGCCUCAGAUACUGGUGAUCCAUCUGAAGAGAUUCAAGUACAUUGAGCAGUUAGGGCGGUACAAGAAAUUGUCAUACAGAGUGGUGUUCCCUCACGAGCUAAAGCUGAGCAAUACAGUGGAAGAUGCGGACUCAGAGUAUUCGUUAUUUGCAGUAGUUGUUCAUGUAGGGAGUGGGCCCAACCACGGGCAUUACGUGAGUCUUGUGAAAAGCCACAACCAUUGGCUAUUCUUUGACGACGAAAACGUUGAAAUGAUUGAUGAAUCUGCAGUGCAGACGUUCUUUGGGUCUACUCAAGAGUAUUCUAGUAAUACUGAUCAUGGAUACAUACUGUUCUAUGAGAGGAUCACUCCACCACCACCAGCAACAGCAUCAACAGCUGAGUGAGAAUGAAAAUGAAAGUUCUAAUUUGACAUUUUGAGCAUAGGAGAGAACAAAAAAAAGAUAAUAUGAUGAUAAUCCCCCCUCCUUAUUUUUGAAUGCUCCUUUAUUUUUGUUAUUGUUUUGAUUUUGAUUUUGAUUUUGAUUUCUUCUUGUAUUGUUGUAAUGAAUGGAGGAUGCUUGACAGAGAUAAUAGAGCAUUUGUAUACUUGGCUAGCUAGUUUAAUUGGAGAUCUUUUCUUUCUCAAACCAUUAUAAAAUGAAAACAAAUUUAAGGAAUUCAUGCAAUAAUGCCUAUUUUAAUUCCUAAUA
This is a messenger RNA of Impatiens glandulifera, 1659 nucleotides long. RefSeq names its product ubiquitin carboxyl-terminal hydrolase 4-like. Gene Ontology annotation, molecular function: cysteine-type endopeptidase activity; cysteine-type deubiquitinase activity. Gene Ontology annotation, biological process: protein deubiquitination. Gene Ontology annotation, cellular component: cytosol; nucleus. The coding region runs from base 229 to 1353 and encodes 374 amino acids. The transcript has 6 exons. NCBI's taxonomy places the organism in Eukaryota, Viridiplantae, Streptophyta, Magnoliopsida, Ericales, Balsaminaceae. The record is from RefSeq and is a predicted model, not a curated record.